Messenger RNA from Sycon ciliatum, 1574 nucleotides. Its product is annotated as E2F-associated phosphoprotein-like. NCBI's taxonomy places the organism in Eukaryota, Metazoa, Porifera, Calcarea, Leucosolenida, Sycettidae. Gene Ontology annotation, cellular component: nucleus. The transcript has 5 exons. The coding region runs from base 138 to 1223 and encodes 361 amino acids. The record is from RefSeq and is a predicted model, not a curated record. Gene Ontology annotation, biological process: positive regulation of cell population proliferation.
AAAUUUCCAAUAUUUAUUCACAUGUUCAAUAACAAGCCUCCCUCCAGAGGACGCCAAAUCGUUUAUACGGCCCCAGCUACUAGCUAGUGAGUUUGUGCUUCGAUUUGAUAGACAAAGCAACCAAGUUAAAAGCAGUCAUGUACUCCACCUCGUAUGAUUGCGAGGGUGACUAUCAAGAAUGCGAGAGCGAGAGUAGCGAUGAAGAAGCAGACGAGAAUGCGCCGAUAAAGUCGCGCAACGUCCUGGCCCGGCCACCGCCAUCCAGUCUGGCAACAACGGAGCAGUCUAACACGUUUGAACAGGACAUGGAAGAUGAACUUGACCUGAGCAUGCAGUCCGUCAUUCAAAAUGCCUUUGGCGCAUCCUCAGCCGGCAUGCUACUUAACCAUGACGGUGACCAGGCUACAGUGAAGCAGAAGGGAUCAAAGAAGAAGAAAACCUCUCGCCCGGGCAGCAAUGCUGGUACCAGCGAUGAUGGAGCGUCAGCCGGAGAGUUCUACGACGAUAUCUACUUUGAUUCCGGUUCGGAUGGCGAGGGAGAGCGGCAUUCCGUGGCGGAUGGUGCGGGUGCAUCGGGCUCUAGGCCAGCAGGUGCAAUACCGAGGAGUGCAAAAAGGCGCUUCCCCGUCCUCAGCAAUGACGACCUGUUCUAUGAUCCUGACAUUGAUGAAGACAAUGAGCUGUGGAUGGCCAACAAACUGCGGUCUCAUCGAGGUGUACGCAAGGUCAAGCGCAAGAAACGCUCACAAGGUGCUGCGGAUUCAUCACAGGCGUCCGGAUCACCUGAAGAAGCUACUGCUGCUGCGCAAGGAGACCAACCGACCACUGCAGUGCCACGCAGUGAUGCGCAUCUGAGCUGUCCUGCUUGCUUGACCACUCUGUGUGUGGACUGUCAACGACACGACAUCUACCGUAGCCAAUAUCGGGCUAUGUUUGUCAUGAACUGUGCCAUCAAAGCCGACCAGGUGCUCAAGUACAAGCCGAAAGAACCGCACAAGAAGCGCCCGGCCAAGAAGCGCACUGAUCGUGGAGGCAGAGCAGCUGAUGCAGACGAAGCGGCUGCUGAGCAUUCACAGCCCACAGUGCCCGAAGCGGCCAUGGAGGAUGGAUCCGUGGGUGACCAGUACAAGCCGGUCGUGUGUUCUCAGUGUUCCACCGAGGUAGCUGUGUAUGACAAAGACGAGGUCUAUCACUUUUUCAAUGUCAUUGCCGGUCAUGCAUAGCUCCGUUCGGUCCGUCAGGUGCCUGGACAACGUGGCUCACAUCUCUGUAGAUAACCGACUUUAGAGCAUAGAAGCUGUACAUAUCAUCUCCGUUGCACAUAAAUAUUUUCUUCUGCAUGUGUUCCCGUCAGCGAUCGAGCAGAUGGGGAUGUGUUGUAUUUGUAUUGUUUGCUGUGACAUGUAUUUCAUCAUGUGUGCGCGUGUACAUAGUGUUAGCAACAUGUUGGCCCUGAAGGUCCCAUGCAUAGACAUUUUAACUCCCUCAACUAAUGAACAUCUGAAUGCUCUCCUCUCAAUAACCAAUUUUAAUACCACUCUUCUUUUUUGGAAAAAAAAAGUUAUCAAAUGUCA